AUGGGCACCGAGCAGUCCCUCACCCCUAUCAGUGCUCAGAGAGGGGACUUUGAGAGCCGGCAGGGAGGAGCAGCGGUGGACACCAUCAGUCAGCAGAGCUGCUACCCGGGACCUUCCUUUGGCCACCUCGUCCUUUACCUGGCUUGGGAGGCUGACUGCAUGAUGGAGCCCAGAGCCCCAGCCAGGUCAUCUGGGGACAUGGGGAUAACCAGGAACACUUACGGGGCCUUGCACUGUUAUGAACCUACCCGAGGGUACGGCUACAGCAUGAAACCAGUUCUCGUCAGACAACAGCGAGCCCACAAGAGACAGCAACAGGAGGAAAGCCACGACCACAGGAAAGAGCUUCGGAAAGAUGUUUGGGAGAAAGCUGUGCUUCCCUGCUCAGCUGGACACGGGGCUGUCCUGCCGUGGCUGCUGCAGAGCCUGAUGAUAAUCCUUUUGCUUCUCUUUAAUCGCCCCGGCUGCAGGGAGGUGCAGAAAGCUGUGAACACUGCCCAGGGGCUCUUCCAGAGGUGGACAGAGCUCUUGCAAGAUCCUUCCAUCGCCACGAGAGAAGAAAUAGAUUGGACCACUAAUGAGCUCAGGAAUAACCUGCGGAGCAUUGAGUGGGACCUGGAAGACUUGGAUGAAACAAUUAGCAUUGUUGAGGCAAACCCACGGAAAUUCAACCUCGAUGCGACAGAGCUGGGUAUCAGGAAAGCCUUCAUCACGAGCACGCGGCAGGUGGUCAGGGAAAUGAAGGAUCAGAUGUCAAACUCCUCCAUGCAGACACUGGCUGAAAGAAAAAACAGGCAGGCACUCCUGGGAGAAAGCGGGAGUCAGAGUUGGAGCUCUGGACCUGACAAAUACAGCCGUCUGGACCGGGAGCUGCAAUUAGCAAAUUCACACUUCAUCGAGGAGCAGCAAGCGCAACAACAGUUGAUUGUGGAGCAGCAAGAUGAGCAGUUGGAGCUGGUCUCUGGCAGCAUCGGGGUGCUGAAGAACAUGUCCCAGCGCAUUGGCGGGGAGCUGGAGGAGCAAGCAGUGAUGCUGGACGACUUCUCCCAUGAGUUAGACAGCACUCAGUCACGGCUCGAUAACGUCAUGAAGAAGCUUGCCAAAGUGUCUCACAUGACGAGCGAUCGACGGCAGUGGUGUGCAAUUAUCGUCCUCUUCGUCAUCUUGCUGGUGGUGCUCAUCCUGUUUUUUGUCCUGUGAUGGACUGAACUUCCUCGGAUGUCCCUUCCCCGCCCCUUCGCCCCCCAUAGCAUGGGGAAAUGAAACUCUCACCAUUUCCAUCCGCCCACAGAGAUCCCUCGCAAGAAAACCCGUGCCCAGCUCUCACCAUGCUCCUCUGAGGACCGCAGCUUGGCUCCGCUGUCGUCUCACCUGGCCUCAGGGAGAGCGGGUGCAGGACUGGAGCUGCCUCCUCCCCCAGUGCAGUGCGAUCUGGACCUGGACUCCAGAUCCGGACCUAGGCAGCUGGAGGGGGACUUGACCCCUGCGCUUCCUCCCCAUGCAGGUAGGAGCUGGUCGCAGCAGUCCCGAGCUGCUUGCGGACACAGAGGAGCGAGCCCUGGUGAGGACUGAAUGGGGGGGCGGGGGGGCGGAAUUAAUUCACGGAGCAUUACAAACCACAUCGCCAGCCAGCGGGUGCUUGCCAACCCAAAGCAUUACUGGGAGGAGCGGUGGCGUGAAACCCCACGCAGCCACAGCGAGGGAGCGGAGCCCUGGCCAAACUCCCUGUGCCCCACGCUGCCUUCCUCCCCUGGGCUGGCUCCGUGCCGCCAACUUACCGCCCAGAUACCACGGUGAGUCUGCAGCAGAGCACCCACAUCCACCACCCCUUGGCAGAAGCUUACAUGCAGGCGAGCCGUAGGGUGUAGUGUCCUGCCGUCGGCCGGCCGGCCGCAAUUGGAAACUCUGGAGCUUUAAACUUGGGUUGAUGCGCGCUGAAAGCUGGUGGCCAGAAAGCGAGUUUCUUAAAGCUUUUAAAAUUGCCUCCUUUGUUAUACAAGCCUCCAAAGCUCAUUGACUGAUGCUUUCUUUGCCCUUGUAUAACUGAGUAACUGCUUCUGUUUAACAGCUGCUUCCCUUUGGCAAGUGAUUUGUCAGGUCUAAAAUAACUUAUUUUUUUUAAGGAAAAAAAAAAAAACUUUAAAGAUUUUUUUGAUGACUGUUUGAGCCGCCUUCUCUCUGCGGGUGCAUGACACUCAUUAUCAGAGGAAUGGGGCUCAUUUAUGUAUUUUAAGUGCAUAUGAACUUGUAAAUAGGAUGUCUUGAUUUUUCCCAACCGCCAUUUUUUUGGCCACCUCCGUUGUAAGCAACCAAAAGGCAGGAGAUUCAAAGCUAGGUCACAUUUCUGUGUUAUUCCCCAGUCCUGUUUUUACCUUUGAGUUGUUUGUCACUCGAGUUGGCUCAGCAGUGUCAGAUAGCCCAGUUGUCUCCCUCAUACAGUGAAUUAGGAGCUAACCAGGUGGUUGAUACCAAAAUGUGGUGAAGAAAGCUCACCCUGGCAGCAUCACUGGGCAAAAAAGCAGAUGGGGGUGGGGGGAGUGUGUCUCAUGCUGCAGACACAGACUGCAGGAUACGGGGUGAAUCUUCAGGAAAGCAAAAACCAAUUUCUUACUAAAGUCUGCUCCCAUAUUGAAGUUGCAAACACUAAAAGAUUUGGGACAGGCUGGCUUACGCCUCCCAUCUGGGUCUCAGAUGGGGGUGGGGGAGGAAGUUCAUUGGUGCUGACAGUAAAACUUCUGCUGAAAUUGCAAAUCACCCCCAAAAAUCAUCCUCCCCGGGCAGGAAGCUCACCACCGGACAGCUUUACCUCCGGGAUGCUUAGCCUGGACUGAAAACUCUUCCCCGCUGGGUUUGUGCCUCCCUUCAAGCGGCUGCAUGACCCCCGUGCCCCGUCCCCCCUCGCAGGCGCUGGGAGCCGGUGGCACCGUGCCUUCCGCAGCGGGUGCGGGACAGGGGAAUGAGACCGAGCUGCCCCUCCACCCCUGGGUGGGUGCUCUCGUCAUUAACGCACACGUGCCCUUAGCACCAACCUGCACUAAUUAUUUCAUGGGUUGCUCUUGAUCCUUGCAGAGCACCACAUUUCUUUUGGUUACGUUGUGAGAAACGCAUGGUGUCUCCUUUCCAAGGCUGGCUAUUGCAGCGUCUGCGCGGCUCCUUGGGCUUAAUACCUCUCCAAGAGCAGGUUCCCGGGAGCGUGAGUCCAAGCAGGGAGCGGGGCUCACCGUUGGCCGGUAUUUGCACACCUCCGAUCCCCGUGUUAUUUUUGGUGUGGUUGCGCAUCCUCUGGGAAUGACUCCCAGCACUCCACGCGGGACCGCUCCUUCAUUAGUCUGGUGUACUUGCCGGAGGGUGGCCCAGCUGCUGGCAUCACUGCAAGCCACCAAACUGUCUCCAGUCCCUUUUCCUGUGUACAUUUGCUUUUUCUGUUG
This is a messenger RNA of Egretta garzetta (little egret), 3428 nucleotides long. It is a transcript of the gene STX6, whose product is annotated as syntaxin 6. Gene Ontology annotation, cellular component: membrane. Gene Ontology annotation, molecular function: SNAP receptor activity. Lineage: Eukaryota; Metazoa; Chordata; Aves; Pelecaniformes; Ardeidae. Gene Ontology annotation, biological process: intracellular protein transport; Golgi vesicle transport. The record is from RefSeq and is a predicted model, not a curated record.